AAAAGAAGCUCGAAGAACACGGUUUGGGCGAAGGCUUUGGACCUUAUGGUCGCAAGGAGGGGGCGAGGAGGGAACAGAAGGAAACCAUAGCGAUGGGGGAGAAGGCUAGAGUCAAAGCAUCACCCAGUCGUAGCCCUACGUGGAACUCCCGAGGCAAACCAGAAUAUUUUCUCCUCCCCCCUCCCUUUUAAUUUCCCAUUGCCCAAUCCAGAGGGAGGGAGGCUUUUUGUACGGUCCAAAUGCCUAGAGUGACACAAAAAUGCUAAAAGGGAGGGGAGCCACCCAUCUUGUUUUUUAAAGCCACUGGGAAGAGCUCUUGGGUCGCCCCAGCUUUGGCCAGCAACAUAGACACAUCGCGUCCUAGAGCGGCGUCCCGCCAUGUCGCUGCUCGGCGCCAGUCCUCCCUUUGCACUCUAUGGAAAGUGAGAACUCGGAGGGGCGGGGUCAGCUGGGAAACGAGAGGCGCGCACGUCUCCCGUCAGGUGACAGAUCAGCUGACCUCCGGCCAGGGUUGGUUCGUGGCGAGCGGGCUGCGGGAGGGUCGAGGGUGCGGCGGGACAGGCGGAGGGGGCCGGCAGGAGCUGCAGGAGGGCGCCGCGACUUGGAGCCGACGUGUUACUGCCAGGCCAGCCAUGGCUAGUCAGUCGCAGGGCAUCCAGCAGCUGCUGCAGGCCGAGAAGAGGGCAGCCGAGAAGGUCGCCGAGGCCCGCAAGAGGAAGAAUCGGAGACUGAAACAAGCGAAAGAAGAAGCCCAGGCUGAAAUUGAACAGUAUCGCAUGCAGAGGGAGAAGGAAUUCAAAGCAAAGGAAGCUGCGGCUCUUGGCUCCCAUGGCAGCUCGACCACCGAGGUGGAAAAGGACACCCAGGAGAAGAUGACUGUCCUCCAGAACAACUUCCAAAAGAACAGGGAGGAGGUCCUGUCUGCCCUGCUGAACUUUGUCUUUGACAUAAAACCAGAGAUCCACGAAAACUACCGCAUUAAUGGAUAAGAGGAGCACCUUGGCCUUCAGGAAAUAUUCAGCAAUAUCAACUCUGUGUCUGUCAGUACUCUUAGCUGGGCUGGCUUGUUUGUUUGUUUUUUUGUAAAAGUUCUUAACUUAUUUCCAAAAAAGGGUUGUAGAUAAUCUUUCCACUGAAAUCUUUCACUAACCCGUUUGUACCAUUUUUUGUGGAGUAUAUCCAAAGAUAGCCUAGUUCUGUCUGUCCCUAAAGUGCAUUAUGGUGGAAAUUCAAAGUGGCAAGUGAAGAGUGGGUGGCUUCUUAUAAGUAUUAAACUUGAUAUUCUGUGCCCAAGAAGUAUUUUUGGAGUUGAGAAUGACAAAGUCUGUUGGGCUUUUCUUACCUCUUUGUAUACCUCUUAACUUGUGAUGAUGUGAGACCUGAAUCCUUUGACAAAUAGUAACCCAUCCAACAUCUGUAGAGAGAACUGGAGUUUGUAUUUAAGGCUGAAUAUCUUACCAUAGAGACUAGAGCCCAGAGAGAAAUCAUUUUGUGCAGUAGUGGAAGAUUUUGAAGUAGGUUCUGUUUAACCAAUCAUAGUCUGUAUCCUCCUGUUUAACUUGAACUAGAUGCCUAACCUCAGAGGUGCUUAAAGUAAAGCUCUUAUUUAACCCAGA
This is a messenger RNA of Heteronotia binoei (common prickly gecko), 1616 nucleotides long. RefSeq names its product ATPase H+ transporting V1 subunit G1 (gene ATP6V1G1). Lineage: Eukaryota; Metazoa; Chordata; Lepidosauria; Squamata; Gekkonidae. Gene Ontology annotation, cellular component: vacuolar proton-transporting V-type ATPase complex. The coding region runs from base 633 to 989 and encodes 118 amino acids. The record is from RefSeq and is a predicted model, not a curated record. Gene Ontology annotation, molecular function: proton-transporting ATPase activity, rotational mechanism. The transcript has 3 exons. Gene Ontology annotation, biological process: proton transmembrane transport.